This is a messenger RNA of Racocetra persica, 280 nucleotides long. The record is from the annotation of a GenBank genome assembly. NCBI's taxonomy places the organism in Eukaryota, Fungi, Glomeromycota, Glomeromycetes, Diversisporales, Gigasporaceae.
GAAGUAAUUAAAUACAAUCGGCCAGGUCGUCCAUCGCUUCUUAUUAAAUAUCCGCACCUACAUGACAAUAUUCAUGAAUCAGUUGAAUUUGGUUCAGCUGAUGAAAAACGGCGAAAAGAAGUGGUUAAAGUGCAGAUAAUAGAGAAUUUAUAUAAAAAUCUUGAAGAGAAUUAUGGCAUCUACAUAGCACGAACAACAUUAAAUAAUUACUUAUUACCUCGCCAGUCCAAUUCCAUUGCCACAAAGGCAUACCAUCAUCCAGCGUGGGUCUCGGUUGCUG